CCCAGGCCGCGCGCAGCCCUCCGCCCCGCCCGCUAUACUCGCCACCCACCACGACGUCCACGACGCCCACGACACCUACAUCGACGGCUGGCACCCGGCAUCCGACGCCCGAGCCGCACGCAUACAUUCUUCGUCUCACCCAUCUAAUAGACUGCACCUGGACCGCGCACAGCGCAGCACCGCUCCGGAAGCUGCACCCUCGAGAGCAGGCAGCACACCUACACACACACCCCACGUCGUCUGGAUUCCGGAAUGUCGACGACGCCAGAACCACUACCGUCCCUUCCGCCUUCGCCCUCGCCUUCGCAUACGGACGACGUUGCGCAAGCGUGGCAUGAUGACCCGGAGGACGAGCCGUCGAGCUCUCGGUCGGAAGCACAUCUAAACCCUGCAAGCACAACACGGAAGGGGAAGCAGAGGGCACUUUCUGGGGAACGGGGGAAGAAUGCAGGCGAAACUGACGAAGAGGAGGACGAGGAGGUGAGCGACGGCGCGGCGGGAUACCCGCCCACACAAGACGAGAAAGCCGAGUCUCGGAGAAUAGAAGAGAACUUGCGACGCUGGGAAGUCGCAGAGCGGCAGCGGCGGAAAGCCGCACGCGACUCCGUCGCCUCCACGUCCGGCGGGAGCACCGCGCCCUCGCUCCUCGCCGGCCUCUUCCGGCGCGACUCCCGCAAAGCGUCCCUCGGCGGCGUCGGCGCGCACCACGCCCUGCGCACCGACGACCGCGACGCGGACCCGAACGCUCUCCCCCUCACCGACAUGAACACGCCCACGGGCGACGCCUUCGCGCCCUCUGCCCCACCCACCCCGGAGCCCGAGACGCUCUCGCUCGCGGAGAACCCGUUCGACACGCCUGCGGCGUCGCGGACGUCGCUGAACAUCCCCGCACAGUCUGCGCUUAUGACUGAGUCCGAGAGCGGUCCUGGGGACUUUGCGAACGCGGAUGCGCCCCGGGCGCGCACGAAAGGCGCAGCGACACUAGAGGCGUCUUCGUCGUUCCGCAGGCAGAAGAAACAGAAGCUGCCCCCGCCCCCUCCGCAGCCGCUGGACUUGCCGGCGCCGCGCGAGGUCCCGCCGCACACGGGUGAACACCCAGGACCAAUCCCCCCACUGCAGCCUGUGCCGCCGGAGCCGGAACCGGAGCCUGCACCUGUAGACCCGGGUCCGCCCGUACGGUGGUGGCAUGAGUGGUUGUGUGGGUGCGGAGAGGCGGCGGAUCGGGGAGGAGACCACCAGGCGGGGCGUACGAACCCCUUCGAGUGACCGUGGUGCUGUUCGCUCCUACACACUUAUUCGUAGCCUUUCUUGUCUGCACAUUUUGUCUGGACCUUUUCAUCGGCGGUUGUUUUGACGUACUGGACUCUUGUGGCAUAAUGUAGCAUGGAUGUUGC
Messenger RNA from Trametes versicolor FP-101664 SS1, 1394 nucleotides. RefSeq lists its product as uncharacterized. The coding region runs from base 253 to 1266 and encodes 337 amino acids. The transcript is spliced from 3 exons. The record is from RefSeq and is a predicted model, not a curated record. Lineage: Eukaryota; Fungi; Basidiomycota; Agaricomycetes; Polyporales; Polyporaceae.